Cydia strobilella is the source of this 3250-nucleotide messenger RNA. RefSeq lists its product as uncharacterized. Gene Ontology annotation, cellular component: SCF ubiquitin ligase complex. Gene Ontology annotation, biological process: SCF-dependent proteasomal ubiquitin-dependent protein catabolic process. The transcript is spliced from 2 exons. Bases 267 to 1844 code for a protein of 525 amino acids. NCBI's taxonomy places the organism in Eukaryota, Metazoa, Arthropoda, Insecta, Lepidoptera, Tortricidae. The record is from RefSeq and is a predicted model, not a curated record.
AGCUCAAUGAGUAACAGAAAUAAGAUCGCCAGAGCGAACACACUCUAUCAUCGUUCAUCUAAAAAUAUACCUCAGCGUUAUUUUGAUCAUUCAUGUUUCUGUUCCUUUCAGUUUUGUUCGUAAAUACACCAACUGUUGGGAAGUGAUUUGAGUGUAUUAAAAUAUAAUAUUACUUAUUUACUUUUUAUAACGGCAUCGGCAUAGCCUGUUCCAUAAUUAUAUAUUAUGACUAAAGUCUAGCUAGGCGCUGAUAAAGUCCAAGGACAAUGUCGAGAUACAAACAACCAAAACCGCUUGAAAGCUUAGCUUUGAGCAGGCUUGGUGACUGGAUUGCAGUACAGGCGGAGCUUCUCAUGGCGCCCAUUUCAGCACAAGCUCAGCGGGACACUACCAUUGCUCAAAUAUUACUAUCGCGUCACAUCGAUAGUAUUCGUAAUUACAUUGAUUACAACGUUCCAUGGAUGGUUCAUGAUUUGCUGGUAACUGAAGUUAUAAGAGCGCUGUCGACGCUGUUGGAAAACACUAAGAAGGCACACUUCCGAGGAUCUAUGGGAAAGUUUGUCAGUGAAAUGAAUGUCAUUGUGAGAAUGGUCGAGACUUUGUUUACAAGAAAUUUGACUUAUGUUUCUAUCGACAUCAUACCAAAAAUGAUGCGUAGCGUUUUCUAUUCAAAAUUACAAAUGCUCUCAGGUCUAGUUUACCUGAACCUGGGAUCCCUCUCUGGAGGCUGGAAAACAGCCGACAUGGAAGGAUCCAUUAUUGAAGCACUCAAACAACUUCAUAAUCUUAAAUACUUGACAAUAAACUACGAUUGUACCGAUAAUAUCUUGCAUUGCAUAAUACAAAAUUGUAAAAAAAUCGAAAAGUUGGAUGUGUCUAGUUCCAAAUGCGUGACAAAUGAAAGUAUUAACAUCUUGGCUAAGUUACUAACCCUGAAAACUAUACAACUAUACAGGACAUCUGUGACAUAUGAAGGCUUUGCAAGAUUACUCAUUAAGAGUAAAAAUCUUGAGGACAUUGGGCGCUGUGACGAUAUUGGUAAAGUUUUAGAAUACAUUGAUUUGACAACUUCUUCUGCUAGACCAUUAAAAUUGAAAACAUAUGUUAGUCGAUAUGCACCGGCAAACCACUUGCAGUUAGCAGUAGAUAUGUGUCCGGAUAUACGAAGCAUGACCGUCUUCCACAACGCUGUGCAUGGCGAUUUAAUGAUGCUCAUAGGUCUUAAGGACCUUUGUGAGCUUAAAUUACUGUCGUGUGAUUUCUACGGGGAUCAAGUUAAACAGAUACUUCAAGUUAAGGGCUGUAACAUCAUACAUCUACACCUUGAACACGUGGAUCAAAUAGAUUUAAACGCUUUAAUGUAUAUUAGCCAGAUGUGCCCUCUUCUAGAACAUUUAACUCUCUAUAAUUGUACGUUAAUACAACAUACGUCGUUAUAUACAAAAAAGUUAGAGUUAUUGCCAUUCCGAAAUCUAAAAAAGUUUACUUGUGUGGCAACUUGCAAUGACGAUCAAUUAUCUUUUGUUCUUGCUAAUUGCUUAAAUGUACAAUAUGUUCACUUAGGUACCGCCGUUAAUAUAACAGAUGAAUUUGUAUUUAAACUUUUAGAUAAAAAUCCCCUGAUUCAUUUAAAAGAAUUUCGGAUCAUGCAUUCCGAUUUUUUAACUAUAGUAUCGAUUGAAAGGAUUGUUCAGAGUUGUAUGAGCCUACGAAUACUAGUAGAGUUGGAAAGUUGGACUUCACUAACAGAGAGUGACCGAGAAUAUAUUAGAAAUUAUAUUAAAGUUAGUAAUUUCAAUAUCGACAUGGCUCCUAUUAGAAGAUAUGAGGUACUGAAUAACUAAGUUUACCUAGCCUAGCUAUAAAGGCUAACACAAAUUAGUUUUUUAAGUUAUUUAAAUACGUUUUUAUAUACUUAAGAAUAACGAAUAAUAAAUUCUAUAUAAUUGGACAUUUCUUUAAAACUCGAAAGUGAACAAAAAAAUAAACCAUGAUCCAAACUAGUUGAAAAUAGUCCGCACUAACCCCAAUGUCUCUUACAAGAGUUUUGCGAAUUUGACCUGAUGCCUACAAUAAAUUGUAUACCUAGCUGUUAGUUUACUUGAAUUUUUAUUUUUUUUUAUUGCUUAGGUUCUCCUCUGGAGAUGCUGAACCCGAAUAUAGUUAUCAGCCCCAGACCCCAGAAGAGGUCCGUAGUCAACUAGAAACCCUUAGUUUCGAUAUGUACUCGAUCUGUCUGUCUUGAGUGUCUGUACAUUAAGUAUUCUGUAAGUUUCUCAAUCACCAGUACCCGUAUUACUGACAGUGUCAAAACUGACAUAUACGCUAUGUCUACGUAAUUAACUUUCUAUACAUCUCGCUCGCACUCAUAUACGAGUACGAGCGAGAUGCAUAGAAAGUAAGUUACGUUCUCGAUAGCGAUUAUGUCACUGCCAAACUGGUGGUAGCCAACUAGGGCAUAUGCGUAAAUAAAAAGUAAGGAAAACCUCCCAUACACGUAAAGUUUUGUUUUUCGCUUGAACCCACGUAACGUAACUCGCUCGUAAUCGCUUGAACCAUCUUGAACGUAAAGCCCAAUUAGAAUGUUCACACAAUUUCAAUCUGAUUACUUGAUUAGAAGCUUUGAUAAACUAAAAAUUAAAGUAGCACUUCUUUUAUUUCAGUUCUUUCUCAAAUAAAAUAAAUUCAACCCAAUUUGCUAUAUAACAAGGUUGAACCUUGUUACACUUAUAACCUUGUUAUACUUAAAGCAAAUUGGGUUAAUAAAAAAUAAUAGCGCGACGAAAUCGCGGAGUGAGCCACGCCUGGUAUAUGACUAUUAAUGGAAUUCUAUUUUAACAUUACUGGAUGUUCAGAUUGCACUGAAAAAAAAAAAGCUUUUAAAACUUAUACAGCAAUAUUCAUAUACGAUGCAGAUCCGCAUGCCGCCCUAGUGUUUUCAAAUGGGACAUUGCUACGUACGUAUGGGCAUCGGCUAUAGUGCUAACUUACACCCUGGAGUGGCUUGCGAACCCGUAUCAGUGUGUUAACUGUGUAAUAGUCUUUACUGAGUGUUAAGCAUUUUGAAAUCAUUUAAAAACCGUAAGAUGUUUUCAGUUAUAUUGAUCAAAAUCCAUUACAUUUGUAACCAUUACACAUUGAAUGAAAAUACGACUAGAUAUAUCAUAACUUAACAUCAUUACUAUCUCCUUCUGAUGUCAAGUUAGGUAUAAGAGCAAACAUGUACACCGGAUAUAUACCAUUUGGAAAA